Hemiscyllium ocellatum (epaulette shark) is the source of this 1443-nucleotide messenger RNA. It is a transcript of the gene qpct, whose product is annotated as glutaminyl-peptide cyclotransferase. The coding region runs from base 87 to 1169 and encodes 360 amino acids. Gene Ontology annotation, molecular function: glutaminyl-peptide cyclotransferase activity; zinc ion binding. Lineage: Eukaryota; Metazoa; Chordata; Chondrichthyes; Orectolobiformes; Hemiscylliidae. The record is from RefSeq and is a predicted model, not a curated record. The transcript is spliced from 7 exons.
AGUCUGUGUCGAGUGAGAGAGAGAGAGAGAGAGAGAGAGAGAGAGAGAGAGAAAGCAAAAGUGUGUGCUUGUUACAACAGCUGGAGAUGGCUCGUAGCAACAGCUUCAUCUAUUCUCGUAUUGCAUUUUUAUUUCAUGUGACAACAAUCUUCUGCCAAACCUAUGAGCAAGAACAAUAUAAGGUACCAUGGACCGAAGAAAAGCUGCUCCAUAAGCCCAAGUACCUGACUGCGGCUGAUACCCGGAAUGUUACAUCACUGACCAACCUUUCUAUGAUGUGGUACAAUGAUCUGAGACCAAUGCUUAGAGAGAGAUAUCCUGGAUCUAUUGGAAAUGUGGCUGUGCGCCAGCAUAUCAUAAGUCGGUUAGGUGAACUUCAGGCUGGAUGGAUGAUUGAAGAGGACAAUUUCCAGGACUCAAUACCCUAUGGAACAGUCACAUUUUCAAAUAUCAUCAGUACCCUGAACCCCUCAGCUAAGCGGAGGCUGGUGCUGGCUUGUCACUAUGAUUCAAAAUACUACAAUGAGUGGUGGUAUAGCAGAGUGUAUGUGGGCGCCACUGAUGCAGCUGUACCAUGUGCCAUGCUGUUGGAACUGGCUCGUGCAUUGGACAAUCUUCUACUUGAGAUGAAGGAUAUUAGUGACAGACCAGACCUUACCCUGCAGUUAAUAUUUUUUGAUGGAGAAGAAGCAUUUCAAUAUUGGUCUGAUAUUGAUUCACUAUAUGGUUCACGACAUUUAGCGCAGAAAAUGGAGAGGGAGGCACAUCCACCAGGUGCCACUGAUACCAAUCAGCUGCAUGGAAUUGACUUAUUUUUGUUGUUGGAUCUAAUUGGUGCACCAGAUCCAAGAUUUCCUAGUUAUUUUCCAAAUACAGCUAGAUGGCAUAGAAGACUACAGCUAAUAGAACGUCGUCUGCACCGACUGGGUUUACUGAACAACCACCCCAAUGAGGUGAAAUAUUUCUGGACCAGAAUGCGAGCUGGGGAUAUUGAGGAUGACCAUUUACCAUUUUUGCAAAGAGGAGUUCCAAUUUUGCACAUCAUACCUACACCGUUCCCUCAAGUGUGGCACAGCAUGGAGGACAAUGAGAACAAUCUGGAUCCAAUAUCAAUUGAUAAUCUUAAUAAAAUAUUGCAGCUGUUUGUCUUGGAAUAUCUCAGAUUUUAGUAUAGCUUUAGUUUAUACAAAAUUAAUCGUUAUGAUUGACUUUGAACAAUAGGCUAAGCAGAUUUCAGUAAAUAGCAGUCCCUCCCAGCUUAAUGAAAUUGGGAAACCCUUACUUAUUGAAUAAGUGUGGCUUCUUAGAGAUAAUGCCUGUUGUAUUUAAUAUGCUAACUGAAUCAAUGUUAAUUGUUGCUAAUCAAUAAUAUCUCAUGUUCAUUUUUCACUUAUAAUGCACACUGAUCUUAGUUUUCAGAAAAAUUUGUUCAUUAGACAUUUG